AUGCCUGUGAUUCGCGAAUUCUUUUGCAAAUUAAACAAUUGCAACGUAUACGGUUUUCAAUUAUGGACAAGAAGAUUUAACACUUCUGUACUUAAUGCAACUCCAAAAAAAACCAUAGAGGAGAAACUUGGUAUACCAAGGAGACCAAAAAGACCUCCCACAUCAUUUAUGAUUUUUGCAAGUGAAAGGAGACCAGCAUUAAUUCAACAAAAUCCAGACAAAAAACCAUCUGCAUUAAUAAAAAUGAUAUCAGAAGAAUGGAAAAUUUUAGAUGAGAGUAAAAAAAAGGAAUUACAAGAAAGGUUUAAAAAAGAUUGGGUCAAAUACCUGCAAGAUUCUAAGAAUUAUGAUGAAAGCCUGAGCCCAGGAGAAAAGGAACGGAUUAAAAUUGAGAAAGAAGAGGCAAAGAUCCUGCAAGCUAAAAGAACUUUGAAAAAGAAAAGAGCAGAACUAGGCUGCCCUAAGAAACCUGGAUCUUCAUAUAUGUACUUCAUGCAAACCAAAUUAAAGGAGCGACAUGGUGAAUCAUUUGUGGAAUUCCAACAAAAAGUAAGAAAACAAUGGGAAGAUUUACCAUCAUCAGAAAAAAAGAAAUUUGAAGAAAUGUACAAGAAAGACCUGGAAGAAUAUAGAGAAAAAAUGGCUGAGUGGAAUAAACAAAUGCUGGCGAUGGGGAAUAGAGAUGUGGUGCGGAGCCUAUAA
Molecule: messenger RNA, 702 nt
Organism: Nezara viridula (southern green stink bug)
Lineage: Eukaryota; Metazoa; Arthropoda; Insecta; Hemiptera; Pentatomidae
Source: the annotation of a GenBank genome assembly